GGGGGUGCAGUGUCUCCUGUGAGCUAAUGCUGUAGCGCCUACAAUUGUAAUUUGGCGACAGCCGGCAAAAAGCUCCAGAGUUGUUUAAAGUGGCUGCAGUAACCACAUUUUACCACAUGAUGUCGUUUUUACUUUGUUUCUGCAUAAUGCACCUUUAAACAGUAGACAAUACUGUGGAAUAUAGGAUGAUUUUUUUCUCUUUAACAAAGUUUCUCUUCUGUGUAUUGUUGUUUAUUAUGUGUGAAUAACUUUGUUUGUGACAUUUGUGCAUAUUCAGGAAUAGGCUCCAUCUUGAAAAAGUCAUUUUGUUUUAUGUGAAGCCUAAAAUAUCUCAAAUGUAUUUUUAAGGAGACUCAAGAUAUUGAUUUAUGCCAGCAGGUGGCAGAGUUUUGCUUGAUAGGGAUGAUUAUGUGAGUCCAUCAUUACUAUCAGUAGCUCAGUAGGUAGAGUGGGUUGUCCAGUAAUCAGAGGGUUGUAGGAUUGAUCCCAACUCCCUACAGAGAAGUCUACUGUUGUGUCCUUGGGCAAGAUACUUAACCCUCCUUGCCUGGUGGUGAUGGUCAGAGGGACCGGUGAUGCCUGUGUACAGCAGCCUUGCCUCAGUCAGUGCACUCUGGAGCAGCUGUGGCUACAUUAUAGCUCAUCACCAUCAGUGUGUGAAUGUGUGUGUGAACGGGUGAAUUAUUCACUGUAGUGUAAAGCACUUUGGAGUCUUCUGACCCCGAAAGGCACUAUAUACAAUACAGGUCAUUUAUCAUUUCAUCAUACUACAAUAGUCAAUAAUAUUCAUUUUGCCGAAUUCAAACAUUAGUUAGUUAUUUGAUUAGUUUAAUCAAAAAUAUUUGAGAAUCAAUCAUUUUUUCUUCAACUCAGUAAUACAUAAUUCCAAUAAUCUCCAUUCAUUUGAGUUAUGGAACUCCUAGUCUCCAUUACACGCACGUAGAGGCCAAGUAAUUACUCUUAAUCUUGUUGAUUUAUCAGCCAAGUAAACAACAAAUGCACAGAAGUGCUACUAUAAAAGCAGAGAAGACGUGCUGGAGCUCAGAUGUCCAAGCAGUCUGUUUCCCGUUUCUUGAAAAUAGCAAAAACAUUUUUUGAUACUAUGCCAUCAGUGUGUUUUACUUUCAGUCUGCCAGUCUGUGCUGACGUAAACACCACUGCAUGUGAGUUUAGAAGUGCUCUUAAGUCAGGAGGCAAGGCUAAAUAAGAGCAUGCUUGUAACAACAAACAUUAACAUUCUUGUUUUUUGUCAAUUAUUAUGUCUUUGUGAUUAUUUGGAGCCAAAAUUGAUACAUCAAUACAAAUAUGACCAAAUGCAGCCUUUAUAAUCUCAAUCUUCUGAUUCUAAAACAUCAAAACUAAACAUUUUAGUGAAGUUUUUUAAUACAGAAAAAAUGGUGCAAUUAGACUAAGUUUGGAUUGUAAAUUCUGAUUUAAUGCAUUUUCCUUUUAUGUAAAUAAACGUUUCUUCUGCACUGAUCGCUCACAUUAUUGGAUUUUUAUGUCCGUGUUCAGUGAUUUUCUAAUGAGCACCAAAUGUUCCAUGAAGAACGUAUUUAGAUGUCUUUUCUGCAGCAUCCUUUGUGCCGCUCUGACUGUUUAGCUUGCCUUCUCUCUGCUGCUGGGUGUGUUUACUCCUCCGGUGACAGUGUAUAGGUGUGAGGCGCUUGUCUGUACAAGUGGCAAGUAAACUGUUAUGACUAAUGAGUGGAAAGUUGGCCUCCUGUUGUUUUAUAGAUGUAUUUAGGCCACCUUUGUGGCAUGUUUUUAUAUGCUGACAUUGUUAAUCAUGCAUACACACACUUGCACAAAACACACGUGAAUCACUGGUUUUCCAAUGAGCACAUCCCUGUCUCACUUUUUCAUUUAUUUUUAUUUAAUGUUUUAAAUCUUUUCUCCACCCACUUUGCUCUGUCUCUGCCUCUGCAUGCAAAUGGAAAGAUGCUUCAGGAUGCUGAGAGGAGACUCAGACUUGUGCUGUCAUGUGAAGAGAUUGUCCAAUCAGGGUAUCUUGGGCCGUAUCAGGACUCCAUUGUUUCCAUGACACAAAACUGCGUUGUCGUGAGCAGCAUACUGGGACAAACCUGUGUCUUUAAAGAAAUGGAAAAGGGCAGGCAGACUGACAGAGAGCUUCGGCCAGAAGAAAUGGACGAGCUGCGAGAUGCUUUCAAGGAAUUUGACAAAGACAAGGACGGCUUCAUCAGCUGUAAAGACCUGGGAAACUGCAUGAGGACCAUGGGAUACAUGCCGACUGAAAUGGAGCUGAUAGAACUGAGUCAGCAGAUAAACAUGAACUUGGGAGGUCACGUUGAUUUUGAUGAUUUUGUGGAGUUAAUGGGCCCAAAACUCCUCGCUGAAACUGCAGAUAUGAUUGGAAUAAAGGAGUUAAAAGAUGCAUUUAGGGAGUUUGACACAAAUGGAGACGGUGCCAUAAGCACUUCUGAGCUCAGAGAUGCAAUGAGGAAGCUGCUGGGUCAACAAGUAGGUAUAAAAGAAGUAGAAGAUAUUCUAAGAGAGGUGGACCUGAACGGUGAUGGACUUGUUGACUUUGAAGAGUUUGUACGUAUGAUGUCUCGCUAAGAUCGUAAAAAGUCCAGAAUGUGAAGCUGUGUUGUUCUUCACACAAAACCACGAACAACCAUGGACAUGCCAAGAUUUCCUGAGCCAUUCAAAUUGAAACAACACUGGAAAUAAAGCUCCUCAGAUGCUGUGGCGUGAGGGGUCACCUCUCACUUUCAAUCAAUAAAGUGUUCUUCCUGAAAACUUUCCGGUUGAACUGAGGCAGAAUUUGCUGUAGCAUAGCUGAUGAUUGUCGACUUUAUGUGUUUGCACUUUAAUUCUCACUGAAUAACUUCCUGUGUGGGUAGACUCAGUGUCUCGUCCCUUGUCUGAUAUGUGUACAUGGUGUAACUGUCUUGCAAAAUGUUGCCUUUAAUGUUCAACUUUCAGAAUGAGACUGAAUGUAGAAAAUACAUAGAUCAGCACUGUUCAAUGAUUUUCACUUUAUGUGUUGUAUUCAAAUUUGUACUUGAAAUGACCUUCGUGGAACAAUAGUGCUCCACGAAGGAGUCCAUUUGGUAAUACCUGUAACCUUGUGAUCACCUGUAAGUUUCCACUGUGCCUGUCCAGUUCACUGAGAAGCAUCACAGUCUGAAAUGUAACAAUGUAGAUGAAUUUAACAAGGGGCAAAUCUCUGAAAUGCCUUGCUUAUUUUGUCAUCUGCUUGUUUGAGAUAAGAAGAAACUAAACCAGUGGUUCUCCAUCCUGGUCCUUGAGGGCCAGCAUCGUUGCUCAAGCACACUUGAGUAAAUGAUUGAAUCACCUGUGCAGAAGCUCAACAGGCUCUGCAGAAGCCUAAAUCAUCACCUGCUGAUUUGAAGCAGGUUUAAACUAAAACAUGCUGGAUACUGGCCCUCAAGGACCAGGAUUGAGAACCACUGAACCAGACCGUAUCUCCAUCCAUCCAUCCAUUUUCAUCUGCGUAUCCGGAGUCAGGUCGCAGGGGCUGUAGCCUAAGGCAAGAGGCCCAGACUUCCCUCUCCCCAUCCACUUGGGCCAGCUCCUCCGGGGGAAUCCCAAGGCCUUCCCUGGCCAGGUGAGAGACAUAGUCCCUCCACCGUGUCCUGGGUCUACCUUUAGGUCUCCUCCCAGUUGGACGUGCCCGGAAACCUCACCAGGGAGGCGUCCAGGAGGCAUCCUGACCAGAUGCCCGAUCCACCUCAACAGGCUCCUCUCGAUGUGGAGGAGCAGCGGGUCUACUUCGAGCCCCUCCUGAAUGACCAAGCUUCUCACCCUAUCUCUAGGGAGAGCUUAGCCACUCUUUGGAGAAAACUCAUUUCAGCCGCUUGUAUCCGCGAUCUCGUUCUUUCGGUCACUACCCAAAGCUUAUGACCAUAGGUGAGGGUAGGAACGUAGAUCAACCGGUAAAUCUAGAGCUUCGGCUUCUGACUCAGCUCUCUCUUCACCACGACAGACCGGUACAACUCCCGCAUCACUGCAGAUGCAGCACCAAUCCACCUAUCGAUCUCACGCUCCAGUUUUCCCUCACUCGUGAACAAGACCCCAAGAUACUUAAACCUCUCCACUUGGGGCAGAACCUCAUCCCUGACCCGGAGAAGGCAUUCUACACUUUUCCGAAUAAAGACCAUGGUCUCAGAUUUAGAGGAGCUGAUUCUCAUCCCAGCUGCUUCACACUCGGCUGCGUGCCGCUCCAGCGAAAGCUGAAGAUCACGCUCUGAUGAAGCUAACAGGACCACAUCAUCUGCAAAAAGCAGAGACCUGAUCAUCAGGCCACCAAAACGGAUGCCCUCCACACCAUGGCUGCACCUAGAAAUCCUGUCCAUAAAGGUUAUGAACAGAAUCGGUGACAAAGGGCAGCCUUGGUGGAGUCCAACUCUCACUGGGAACGAGCCCGACUUACUGCCGGCAAUGCAGACCAAGUUCUGACACCGGUCAUACAGGGACCUAACAGCCCGUAUCAAAGGGCCUGGUACCCCAUACUCCAUACCAUACCAGCAGCGGGUGAGGCAAUAUGGGACUUCUGUUGGUGUUCACAAGUUUGAAUUAACAGCUUUUUAAAUUUUUUAAAUGACUAAUAACUGUUUUUAAAGUUCUGUUUCGCUCUGCAUGAAAUUACACAGUGGGAGUCACCGAUGUGAUCUGUAGAUUUAACUGUUUGUUGUACCUUUACUGUCUGUCAAUCAUAGUUGAAGAUGUGUGGAUGUUCCACACAUCUGUGCUGUCAAAAGUAACAUUUUAUGCAUGCCAAAGAGGGACAUUUAUUGCAUUUAGUAUGCACAACUUUGUCUAAAAAACAAUCAACAAAAUAUUAUGCCAAGUUGACUGUAGGAAAUAAAAAGUGUUUAUAUUUAA
This is a messenger RNA of Nothobranchius furzeri (turquoise killifish), 4872 nucleotides long. It is a transcript of the gene cabp1a, whose product is annotated as calcium binding protein 1a. NCBI's taxonomy places the organism in Eukaryota, Metazoa, Chordata, Actinopteri, Cyprinodontiformes, Nothobranchiidae. Gene Ontology annotation, biological process: regulation of voltage-gated calcium channel activity. Gene Ontology annotation, molecular function: calcium ion binding; calcium channel regulator activity. The record is from RefSeq and is a predicted model, not a curated record. Gene Ontology annotation, cellular component: cytoplasm.